CUGGUCAUCAAAUUUGCGGACUGCUUUGACUUAUCAAUAGCCAAGGUCAUACUAGUGGACAAUGCCAUCCACCGCCUGAAUAUCCCCGCUGAUGCUACCUUCAGCUGCAAAGUACGACAGCGGCCAUUAAUACCACCCCAACGACCUUGGUUCCACAAAAAACUUAAUGAAAUGCUAGCAGCUGGAAUCAUUGCCCCAUGCCACCCUAGCAAAGUCAAAGCCGUCUCCCUAACCAUACUAGCCCAAAAAGCCCAUGAAACCAGUGGCCUCACCCUAGACGAGAUAUGA
Heterobasidion irregulare TC 32-1 is the source of this 288-nucleotide messenger RNA. RefSeq lists its product as uncharacterized. The record is from RefSeq and is a predicted model, not a curated record. The annotation marks the transcript as partial. Lineage: Eukaryota; Fungi; Basidiomycota; Agaricomycetes; Russulales; Bondarzewiaceae. The transcript has a single exon.